Messenger RNA from Beauveria bassiana ARSEF 2860, 735 nucleotides. RefSeq names its product plant Basic Secretory protein. The record is from RefSeq and is a predicted model, not a curated record. Bases 1 to 735 code for a protein of 244 amino acids. Lineage: Eukaryota; Fungi; Ascomycota; Sordariomycetes; Hypocreales; Cordycipitaceae. The transcript has a single exon.
AUGAGCGCACCGCCUACUUCCUCCGCCAUCCCGGAGCACCUGCGCCGGCCAGCGCCCGUGACGCCCGCUCACCAAGGCGGCGGCUUUCACCUGCCCAAGCUGCGCCUCGAGAUGCGCGACCUCGACAACAAGGGGACGCUGCGCGCGCUGGCGGCCAUCAACUUUGGCGAGUGCGUGCGCAGCUGCGCGCACAACGUGCUGCGCCUGCUGUACACGCACCCGUCGCGCGCGCCCUGCCCGCUGCCCACGACGCGCUCCGUCACCUUGAUUGUGCGCGACAUGGACGGCGUCGCGUACACGACCGGCAGCGAGCUCGACGGCGACCACAAGGAGAUUCACCUGUCCACGCGCCACAUUGACAACCAAAGUCCCGAGCGCAUCUGCGACGAGCUCUACGGCGUCAUCACGCACGAGCUCGUGCACUGCUUCCAGUACGAUGGACAGCAUACCUGCAAGGGCGGCCUGAUUGAGGGCAUCGCUGACUGGGUGCGUCUGCGCUGCGGACAUGUGCCCCCGCAUUGGAAGCCCCGCGCCGAGGGCUGCAACUGGGACGCGGGCUACGAGACGACGGGCUACUUUUUGGAUUAUCUUGAGAGGCAAUGCGGAGAGGGCACUGUGCGCCGCAUCAAUUCCAAGCUGCAGUCGGAGAGGUACGAGGAGGAGAAAUUUUGGCCGGAUUUAUUUGGCUCGACUAUUGGAGAGCUCUGGGAGACAUACGCCGCCUCGCUUAACUAG